Peromyscus leucopus (white-footed mouse) is the source of this 1836-nucleotide messenger RNA. Its product is annotated as C-X-C chemokine receptor type 1-like. Gene Ontology annotation, molecular function: C-X-C chemokine receptor activity. Gene Ontology annotation, cellular component: membrane. Gene Ontology annotation, biological process: G protein-coupled receptor signaling pathway; neutrophil chemotaxis; immune response. Bases 5 to 1069 code for a protein of 354 amino acids. NCBI's taxonomy places the organism in Eukaryota, Metazoa, Chordata, Mammalia, Rodentia, Cricetidae. The record is from RefSeq and is a predicted model, not a curated record. The transcript has a single exon.
AACCAUGGCCAAAGCUGAAUAUUUCUUCUGGACUACUCCUGACAAUAUGACGUGGGAUGACUUCGAGAAAAAAUUUGGAAAUAUCAGCGGGACGCCACCCACUGGAGAUUAUUUCAGCCCUUGUAAGAGGGUUCCAAUAACCAACAGGCAGGCUCUAGUUGUCUUUUAUGCGCUGGUGUCCCUGUUGAGCUUGCUGGGAAACUUGCUGGUGAUGCUAGUCAUCUGGUACAGGCGAAGGAGCUGCUCUGUUACUGACGUCUACGUGCUGAACCUCGCCGUGGCCGACCUUCUCUUCUCGUUGACCCUGCCCUUCUGGGCUGUCUCCAAAUGGAAAGGCUGGAUUUUUGGCACUCCUCUGUGCAAGAUGGUCUCACUCGUGAAGGAAGUCAAUUUCUUCAGUGGCAUCCUGCUACUGGCCUGCAUCAGUGUGGACCGCUACCUGGCCAUCGUCCAUGCGACACGCACACUGACCCGAAGGCGCCACUUGGUUAAGUUCCUAUGCCUGGGCAUCUGGGGUCUGUCUUUGAUUCUGUCCCUGCCCUUUGCCAUUUUCCGCCAGGCAUACACACCCUACAGUUCUGCCACAAUCUGCUACGAGGUCCUGGGUGAGGCCACUACAAAUUUUCGGAUCAUGUUGCGUGGCCUGUCCCACACGUUCGGCUUCCUCCUGCCACUGCUGGUCAUGGUGUGCUGCUACGGGUUCACGCUGCGCAUGCUCUUUAAGGCCCGCACGGGGCGGAAGCAUCGGGCGAUGUGGGUCAUCUUCGUUGUUGUGCUUGUCUUCCUGCUCUGCUGGCUGCCCUACAACCUGGUCCUGCUCUCGGACACUCUCUUAGGAACCGGCUGGAUUGAGGACACCUGCAAGCGCCGCAACGACAUUGACCAGGCCCUGUAUGUCACCGAGAUCCUGGCCCUUUCUCACAGUUGCCUCAACCCCGUCAUCUAUGCCUUCGUUGGCCAAAAUUUUCGCCACGAGUUCCUCAAGAUCCUUGCUAACUGCGGCCUGGUUCGCAAGGAGUUCUUGACACAUCGUCAUGCUGCCUUUCACGCAUCUCACACUGUCUGUUAAACCUCUGAAAAUAACCAGAGAGUAAUAAUAUCUCUCUCUCAAAGGAGAGAAUAACCAUCGUGCUAAUGUGCUGUGCUGUGUGUGCGCGCGCACGCGUUCGUGCAUGCGUGUGUGCGUGUGCGUGUGCGUGUGCGUGUGUGUGUGUGUGUGUGUGUGUGUACAGUAUGGCUGUGGGCUGCCUUUAUACUUCCAUGAGAAAGAACGCCAGCAUUUCUCUUGAACACAUCCGUCUUUGACUUGUGAUCUGGGUGAUUAUCACGGUCACACCUGUAGCCUAACUCCAUUAGAACAAAGAAGGGCAGCUUGCAUCUGAGUUAGCCCUCAUGGGCCAGACUUUCUCCUCGGAACACCACCCUGACCGCGAGCGCAGCACAUUCCAGCAGGCUGUCUAGUAACUCUUUGUCCUGUGAUCUGAGCUCAUGAAACUGUUUUCCCAUCUUGGGGGGAUGUUGCAAUGCCUGCUGAGGACAUCGGUCAGGUGCUGCUGAAGCACCCAGCCACCAGGCGGCCUUGUGAUGGAGCGAAGAAUAUCUUCCCUGUGGAUGUCAUGGGUGGACAAAGGGUGUUUGGGAAACCAGGCCUAGUGCAUGAGAAUCCCCCUGACCUCCUGACCAGCGUCACGGAGGGGGAUGAGGGUGCUAGGUACCAGCUGAGCCAAGGGUGGGGCAAGACUGGCCGCUGUGACUUCUGCCCUCUUGGCACUUCGGGUUUGACAAGGACCAGCAGCAACUUUAUAAACCCAAAUACAGCUGCCAAUCAGCUGGGCG